Messenger RNA from Tetranychus urticae (two-spotted spider mite), 2046 nucleotides. RefSeq lists its product as uncharacterized. The record is from RefSeq and is a predicted model, not a curated record. Lineage: Eukaryota; Metazoa; Arthropoda; Arachnida; Trombidiformes; Tetranychidae.
GCAUAUCAUCUGACAGUAUAAUUGCAAGUGUGAUUUACUUUUCUUAUUGAUGUGCAUGAAUGUAAUUAUAUUGAUUGUCUUAUAAAAAAGAUUAGCUGAAGUAAAUUCAUAGACAGGUUACCGAGAAGAUUUAUCAUUUAAUCGCAUUCAACUCACUUCUAUCAUGAAGUGAUAUUAUCUUUAAACUACAACAAGCCAAGUUACAAUUUCGUCCUUCAAGUCAAUUGUAUCAUCAGUUUUCAAUUAAUACUUAUGCAGAAGUGAUUAGUUUGCAUUUUUAUAACAACAAAAGUUGAUUUAUUUUUAUACCAAAGCAAACAUGAAUCCAGUUAGUUCAUUAAAGCGUCCAUUGACAGUGCCAAUCGACUCUUGUAAAUUGCUGGUUUGCAAAAAAUGUGAUAAAGAUGAUGUCGUUUUGACCCUGAAAACUUGUGGAUGCCUUUUCUGUGACUCUUGUGGCAGUGACUCUCGAGAUGUGUGUAUUUCAUGCCAAUUAAAAAUUGAGCCAAUGAUGAAGAUUUCAUUUACCAAAGAAAAGAAAUGCAAGUUUUAUGGUGAAAAGUGCAAUAACUAUGCAGAAUACAAAUGUAAAUGCAUCGAAGGCGUUGUCUGCCUACAUUGUCUGUUUCACAUCCACUCUAAACGUAUCAACGGACUGUGUAAUCCUGUGCCCUUAAGUCACCAAGUAGAUCAUCUUGUACCAUGUCAGGAUUGUAAAGAUUUUAUAGCUGAAUACGAAGCAAUCCAAUCCGGUAAAAAGAUAUGUUUUGUAUGCAAGUCCAAAAAUCAAAGUAUUGGUGAGUGUAAGAAACUUGGAACAGAACCAGAUUUGAAAUUGAUUGGGGAAGAGUUUUCAUUGUCAUUGACUAAAGUAAACGCCGAUCGACAAAAAACCCUAGAGUUAAUGAAAUCAGGAGAUUUGGAAUGUGGAAAGAAAAUGGACAAACUUAAAACAAUUUUGGAAGAGGCCGUCAACAAUGUGGCCAGUUAUGCCAAUCAAUGUGAUCAAAAAAAGUUGAAAGAUAUUCAUGAGAUUUGUGUAAAUUUUAGGACUGGAAGUAACUUGCGAAUUAUUUUAGAGCAACUUAAACGGAAAAAACUGAAGCUACUCGGAGGACAAGAACAAUUUGUCGAUUUUUUACGCUAUUGUCGAGAUAAAGAAUCUAUUUCUCCGAUGCAACGAGUCAAAAUUAAUCAAUUGUAUGGUUUAAAUGAACAUCUUGAUAUUGUUGAUGGCCUGUUAAGCAAAAGUGUUCAAGUGAUUAUUGGUAAACGAAGUGAACCAUUUUAUGUUAUGGUAGAGAAACCAGGUACACUGAAUAAACGCGCAAAAAUACUCAAAGAUAUAAAGAAACAUGAAAAUAAAUGGGUGAGAAUUGAAGAGUUUCAAGUGAAUGACAUCGUGAUUAUAUGUGAUGUACAUGAAAUUGAUAAUCACAGAUUCAAGAGAGCUGAGAUUCACAACAUAAACCGACAAAAUGAUGCCAUUGUUGUCUUACUCCUUGAUUUUGGCUUUGAGAUCACAAUCAAAGCUAACGCGAUUGGUAAGAUUCCCGAUGUCAAUAUUGCUGGACAAUCAACAUGUUUCAUUGCUCAACUAAUAGGAGAUGCAAAUUCAACUCAUGAGAUUCCGCGAGGAUCGAAGGGAAUACCUAUUGCCAAGCACCUAAUGAUUUAAGAAGACAAUUAAACUGAAAUUGAACCAGAAACUUGUUCCUCAAAUCUUGAGGCCAAAUUUACCACUUACCAUGAACCUUGUUUUUUGAGCAUCAAUUGCUGAUUUCAAAUGACUUCGGAUCAGUAUACGAAAAUUGCUUGGAUUUUAAGACAAAUGUUGAUAAAAUUUAAAAAAAUUGUCAAUAAAGAGUCAGAUUUGAAUUAGUUUGAUAGAAAGUUUCAAAGUUGAAACUUCCAUCGCUUUUUGUACAACUGUGUAACCAGAUUUUUCCAUGAAACUCAUUUCAAUGAUGUAAAUUUUGAUGGACAAUCAGAAAAUGACCUUAAUGCACUGAAAUAAAAUUACCUAUUUUCUUAAAAGACAUUAAA